AUGAUUAGGAAGUGUGUUGAGCUAUUUUAUUUUAAGAAUCCUCGAUGGAUCCCUCCUUCGAAAUAUAACUUAAAGUGUAGUAGAAGGUUAUAUCAUAAACAUAUGAUUAACAAAGAAAAAAUAAUAAGAAAAAGAUUCUCAUAUGAAUAUAUAAAUGAUGAUGAAAAUUUUUUGUUUAAUAAAUAUAAUUGUGUAAACUCUUUGGUUAAUUAUUACUAUGUUAAUAAAAAAUUUGAAGAAAUAAAUUUAUUAAUUACAAAUGAACAAGAUGAUGGUAAAUAUAUGGAUGAUAUUAUUAAUAUAUUGUAUGUUCUUUGUGUGAAGGGUAAUAUUAGUAUACUCGAUAGAAGAAUAAAAUAUUAUGUUUCUUAUAUAUUAACAUAUGUGAAUAAAUAUAUGAGAGAAUUGUCUGAUCAUAAAAAUAAAAAGGUAAGCAAGAAUCAACAUAAUGAUAUACACAAUAAUAUACAUAAAGAUAUUACCAAUGAUGAGUGUAGUAAUAUACAUAAAAAUAUUACUAAUGAUGAGUGUAGUAAUAUACAUAAAGAUAUUACUAAUUAUGAGUGUAGUAAUAUACAUAAAGAUAUUACUAAUAAUGAGUGUAGUAAUAUACAUAAAGAUAUUACCAAUGAUGAGUGUAGUAAUAUACAUAAAGAUAUUACUAAUGAUGAGGGUAGUAAUAUACAUAAAGAUAUUACCAAUGAUGAGUGUAAUAAAAAAAAGAAUGGUUGUGUGCAGAUGUACGAGGAUGAUAAUUAUUACAAUAGUCAUAAUAUAUACAAUAAUGUUAAUAUAAAAGAAGAGAAUACGAUUAUUCAUAAGAAGAAAAAAUUUAUUAGUAUUAAGAGUUAUUUAUUAUUUCUUAAUAUUUUAAAAGUAUUAGAUAUGAAAAAUGAUUUUAAUAUAUUGUUAAAAUAUGUAAGUGAAAAUAUUCAUUUUUUUUCCAUAGAUAUUAUUCACAAAAUAGCCUUUAAUUAUGAUAUAAAAAAUAUGAAUAAUAUAAAUAAUAAUAAUCAUGAAAUAUUUUUUAAAGGAAUAUUAGACUAUAUAUAUACGUUAAUAGAUUAUAAUCCUUCUAUAUAUUAUAACCAAAUGAAAAGUAUUAAUUUAUGUAUUAAUAUAUGUACGAACUAUUUUUUUGAGAAACGAUAUAUAAGAGAACAAAAAAAAAAAAAUGAUAAUGAAGAUAUUAUGUAUAUGUAUAAUUUAAAUUAUAUAUAUAUAAAUCAUAUUAUAACCUUUCAUAAUUUAAUACAUCAAUAUAAUAGAACAACAAAUAAUAUAAAAAAUUAUAAAUCAGAAAAAGAAUAUGAAAAUAAAAAAACUUCAUGUCUUUUUAACAAAAGUAAAAAAAUUAUAACAGAUGAUGUAUCACAUAUUUUACAAGAAGGUAAUAUAUCAAAAAGUACUGUUCAAUCUAAAUCACAAGAUAGAAAAGAAUGUAUAAAUUCAGAAGACAAUUUAAAUAUUAUAAAUGAAAAAUUUAAAUAUAUUAAUGACUUUUAUUUUAAUUAUUAUAUGAUUGAUACUAUAUAUAUUUUAUAUAAUUAUUAUACAAAUUUAUUAAGGGAAAAAAAAAAAAAAAAAAAAAAAAAAAAAAUAAUAAUGAAACAGAACCAUCAACAAAAAGAAGAAUAUUUCCUUUUGUAUAUACCAGACGUAAAAAAUAAUAUUACGAAUAUAUUGUUACAUUUUAUUAAUAUUAUACAUAUCAACCUAAAUACAAAUCAACAAAAAAUUAAAAAUAAGAAAAUUAUACAAGCAUUAGAAAGAAUUUUAAAGUUAAGUUACGAAUUUAAACAUAAAUCAUUUAAUUAUGAAUCAUUUAUAUUAAAUUAUUGCAAUAUGUUAUUAGUUAGUAAACUUGAUCUCUCAUUAAUUGACAAUAUAAAAAUAUUAACUAUUUUUAAACAUAUAAGAAAAUCACACAGGGAGACACAUGAACACAAUGUAGAGACACAAAGAAAACAAAGAAUAGAUAAGCCAUUCAAUACAUGUCAACAAAAAGAAAAAAAAUUAAACGACAACAAAAUAAUGUAUGUUACAGAACAAUGUGGAAAUAUUAAUGAAAUAUAUGAUAUAGAAGAUAAUACAUAUAUUGAACAUACUAGUUUACAUAUUAAUCAAUCAAAUAUUUCUCAUAUAAGAGAAAAUAAUUUCGAAUCAUAUGAUAUAAACAAACAUUUGGAUAAUAUGAUAAAAUUAGUUUGUAGUAAUUUAAAAACUUGUGUACAUAAUUCAUGUGGUAAUAACAUAUGUAUGUUAAUUCCUCUAAUUUAUGAAUUUCAUAAAUAUAUGGAUUGUGAAUUGAAAAAUAUAUUAAUCGUUCAAAUUACAUGUAAUAAACAUAAUAUAAAUGAAAAUAAUUUAAUAAAUAUACUAAGAGUAUUUUGUAAAAUAAAAUAUAGAAAUGAUAUGUUGGAUCAAUUUUUUUAUAACCAAAAGAAAUUUAAUUUUUAUAAUAACUAUUUGGGGAGUGAACAACAAGGAGAUAAGAAAAAUGUAUAUAUCUUUUCUUGUCCAAAGAAUUUCUUUUUAUUCUUUUAUUAUAAAAGUAAAAAUAAUUUAUUCAAUUAUAAAGAUAUGUAUUAUAUUGAAAAUUAUGUACAAAAUAAUUUCUUAGAAAUGAAUAUAAAAGAUUUCCUUCUACUACUAUUAAUUUAUUAUAAAAAUAAAGCUUUUUUAUUACCACAAUUGUUAAUUAAAAUUCUUUCUAUUGUUAAUAAUGGGAAAAAACUAAUCACUGAAAAAGAAUUAUUAUUCUUCUUAUACUUAUUUUCAAAAAAUUAUUAUCAUUUGUCAAACGAUAAUAAUAGUGAAUGGAUAGAUCAAAAUGAUAAAAAUACACAUUUAAUCCGAAAAAUUAACUUAUUUAGAAAAAGUCAAUAUAUUCAAGAACAUAUCAACCAUUUUAUCAACCUAAUUAAUGAUUUAUUUUAUUUUAUUUAUAAUGAAAAAACAAUUAAUUAUCCACCUGAACAAGUCAGGCUUCUUUUACAAGAAAAAAAAAAAAAAAAAAAAAAGAUAAUAAUAAAUAAAAAAAACAGCGAAAAUGGUGAACUAGCCAAAACGAUGAAUGAUGAGACAAAUAAGGACAAUAUGGGUUAUGAAAUAUAUGAAGAAAGUGAAUCUAAUAGUGAAUUAAAUCAAAUAAGUAAUAAUAUGAAUUCUAUUGAUGAAUAUAAAAUAAAUUUUACCAUAUUAAAAACAAAUUUGAUAAUGAUGAAAAUAUUAUAUAAUAUAUAUUAUGCUUAUUUUUCUUCAUUAUUGGAGAAAGGAAAAAGAGAAGAAAAAAAUAUUCUGAACAGUCAUCACGAAAAAUUAUUGAAUCAUUUGUAUAUAUGUUUUAAUGAAAAUUAUUCAAAAAAUGUUGAAGAAAUUAAAGACGUAGCACCUUUGUUAUAUUAUUUUACAUAUUUUAAUUUAUAUUCAUCUUUUUAUUUCGAAAAACAAAUGUCAUAUAUAAUGAUGAAUAAUAUAAUAGAUGAGCGAUUAAUUAAAUAUGUGAUGCUUAGUCACGUGUGUGUAAAAAAAAUUAUUCCGCGUGAAAUUAAAAGCAUUAUAAAAAAAUAUGUGUUAGAAAAUUUUGUACAUUUUAGUGGUUCUUUUAAAAUUUUAUGUUUUAGAUUAAGUCAUCACUUUUUAGAUGUACCGAAUGGUGUAGCACUGGAGGGGAAAAAGAAUAAUGUGGGGACAGAAAAAAAUGUGGACACAGAAAAAAAUGUGGACACAGAAAAAAAUGUGGAGACAGAAAAAAAUGUGGGGACUGAAAAAAAUGUGGGGACAGAAAAAAAUGUGGACAUAUCAAUAUUUAAUAAACUCUUAAAUGAUUUGUUGAUAAAUUUAGAUCAUAUGAAACCAAAUCAUUAUUUAGUUAUAUAUUUUACCAUUUCCAAUAAUAUGAUAAAAAAUAAAAAAUAUUAUAUCGAAUUAUUUUAUCAUAUGAAUAAGAUAGCCACAUGUUAUAAUAAUGAACAGUUAUUUUCGAUACUUUACUACAUGUAUAAAACAGGAUAUAGUAAACCAAAAAUAAGGAAAAAAAUAAGAAACCUUAUUUUGUUUCGUCAUAAAAAGAGGUUAAUACAUUUAAGUAUGUAUAUUAAAUAUAUUUUACCUCUUGAUGAAUUUGGUAUAUAUCACUUAUUGCCAAUUAAAUGUCAGAAUAUUAUAUAUGACAAGCUAACAGUCGAUGUAAAAUCUUUAAUACGACCACCUUUGCAACACAUGGAAACGCAGAUUAAUGAGGUCAAAAAUAUAAAAGUAAAAAAUAAGAAGAAAAAGGGUGAAACCUUGGAAGAAUCGUCCAAAGGAAAUGAACAGAACGAUGCUCCUAUAUAUAUCUUUGAACAAAUGGUCAAAAAUUAUUAA
This is a messenger RNA of Plasmodium reichenowi, 4368 nucleotides long. RefSeq lists its product as hypothetical. The coding region runs from base 1 to 4368 and encodes 1455 amino acids. The record is from RefSeq and is a predicted model, not a curated record. The transcript is spliced from 4 exons. Lineage: Eukaryota; Apicomplexa; Aconoidasida; Haemosporida; Plasmodiidae.